Engraulis encrasicolus (European anchovy) is the source of this 5151-nucleotide messenger RNA. It is a transcript of the gene mtfr1, whose product is annotated as mitochondrial fission regulator 1. Gene Ontology annotation, biological process: mitochondrial fission; aerobic respiration. The transcript has 8 exons. NCBI's taxonomy places the organism in Eukaryota, Metazoa, Chordata, Actinopteri, Clupeiformes, Engraulidae. Gene Ontology annotation, cellular component: mitochondrion. The record is from RefSeq and is a predicted model, not a curated record. Bases 309 to 1385 code for a protein of 358 amino acids.
AAAGAAAAGAAAAAAAGUUAUGAAUAAUUCUUUCUGUACGAAGUUCCAGCCCACCAUCCGGUGGGUGGCAGUGCUGUAGCUCUAAUGAGCAAGUAGAAAGCCUCGCUAUGCUGCUUUGCAUGAGUCACAGAAGCUCCAAGACUACGGGGAGGAAAACAGCGGUAACGCCGGAGUGGCUAGUCUGGAAGAAGUAGGGAGGUAAUCACCCUAGCCACCAAAUGUCGUCAUUGCCUCAGGCUAUCCGAAAACUCUCGAGAAAUGAAUCCAUGCAGAGGACAAAGUGACGGUUGUUUUAGACUACAGAUAAAAUGAGUGAAGAACAUACAAAGAUGGAAAUGGACCUGGCUUUUGGUUCAGCUAAGCCCUGUGGAUCAUCCAGGAGCAUAGUGAGGAGAAUUGGGUCCACCCUUCCUCUUGCCCCGUGCCCAAGGGUCCAUUUUCAGCUUUACCCAUUCUCUGCCAGUGCCAGUGGCCUGGACCCGUUCCCUGUCCAGCAGAACGCCCCAAAUGGCCUGGUGGCCUCCCUAGCUGAUGUGGGGUGGAUUGAUAGAGAAGAAGUGGACUUCCCUGCCCAGCCUAGGUCGCAGGCGGCGUCAGGAUUGGUGUUCCGCAGUCAGCAGCAGCAGCAGGAGCCUCGUCUGCGGCGCCAGCGCUCCCUUCCCAGCAUGCACCAGGCCGAGCCCUCUCCGCAGGCGCCUUCGGCCGUCAACGACGAGGCCAUCCAGAAGAUCAGCGCCCUGGAGAGCGAGCUGGCGCGCCUCCGCGCUCAGAUAGCACAGAUCGUCCAGAAUCAGGAACGCACAGCUGCACCUGCUCCUGCCGCUCCUCCCCCACCUCCUCCUCCCGGUCCUGGCAUGCCUCCUCCUCCACCUCCUCCUCCACCGCCUCCUCCUCCUCCUCCACCUCCUGGUCCGGGGCUGCAGAGGACAUUUUCUGCCAUCGACCUCAUCAAGGAGCGGCGUGGCAAGAAGGCGGAGCAGGAGACGGUUGCCAGGCAACCAGAGGUGCCCAGCAUGCUGGACGUGCUCAAGGACAUGGGCAAGGUCAAACUGCGAUCCGUUAGUCGGCCAGAGGAAGGCCACACUAAGCCAAAGCAGGUGGACCCUACAGACGCGGCGGCCCUGAUCGCCGAGGCGCUCAAGCGCAAGUUUGCCCACCGCUACCGGGAGGACGAGAGCCAGGGGGGAGACGGAGACUUCAGCCUCCCGCUACCCGACCCCAAACCCAAACCCCGACCAGACACACACACACACACACACACCACCAUUCUGAUGAGACCCAAACUCCGCACAGAGGUCCCACUGCCCGCCCCCAAACCGCACACAGACACCCCUCUGUUUGGUCAGCACAUGCUGAAGUCAACGGGGAGGAGGAAGGUGGUGUGAGGGGGACAGGACUCGUGAGGAGGUGACAUAUUAUCAUAUCGCUGCCAGAUGGAGGGAACAUAUCAUGACGUGUGAUAUCGCUGCCUCGGACUCUGCUGGUAGCCCCCCAUAUUUCACAAGACAAGUCUUUAGUCCUGCGCACACUACAGGGAACCAGGUGCCCAACUGCCCAUGGAGGAAACAACACUAUAGGGAACCAGGUGGCCAUGGAGAAACGCCUAGGUUACACUCAACUUGACGUUAGCCGGCGUCAUACGUAUGACAUAGCAGUGUCGUAGUAGUGUCAAAACGGUGUCAUGACAGGCAUGGAGGAGUCAUAAACAUAAUGUCAUUGUUUUAUGGUCAUGAAAACUUAGUGACCGUCAAAAAAUCUUUGACAUAUGCAUGACUGCAUUACGACACUGUUAUGGCAUUGUCAUGUCACAGGUGUGACACCGGCGACAGCGUCAAGUAAAGUGUUACCGAAACAUAUAGGGAACGGCUGGCUGGCCGCUGUGUGGUCGGGCGGGCGGGCGGUAGGUGGUGGGUCAAUACUACGCCUGUCGCCAUGACGGAUAUGUGCAGAGCUGUAUAAAGUAGACAUACUCUUACAAAUGUAAUUACAACAGUAUUGAUAAGAUAUUAUGUGGUUUCAACUUUGAUAUCAUACUACUAGAGUUGUAAUUACAUCUGUAGGAGUACUUGUACUUUAUCCAACUCUGGGUGUGUGUCAAGGUACAUGGUUGAGUGGCUAAGGUAGCUUGGCCCAUAGUGGUGGGUAAUGUUAAAAUAGCAAUAUGUCUUAACUGCCAUUGAGGAACAGCUGUAGAGCUCCCUAGGGGCCUACAGUAAGGCACUGGUUCAGGAGUAAACCAGAAGAGAAGAGGAGAAGACUUUCACUUCCAUCAUCUAACAGAAGAGCCUGGGAUCCUUAAGAAAAUGAGGAGUCCAGGCUCUUCUAUUAGAUGAUUUACCUCUUAGCUUAACCUGGUUUACACCUGGACCAGCUGCUUAGUACAGGCCCCAGGUUCAGAGCUUUUACCCCAAGCUAUGAGUUAACCUCUCCUUCGGUUUUGCCAUUCAACCAUGCACGUGGACUUUAAAGACAGCCCACGUUAGUUAUCCUCUGCACUUUGAAAUAUGAUGCCUGUGCUUUUGCCAAUAGAGUUAUGUAUGUUUUCAUUUUUUUUGUCUGUUUCUUUUAUUUGUUUUAAAUAGAUAUUUAAAGGCACAGUAUUUCUGUACAGAUUCUUUUUGAAAAUCAGAGCCAAGUUUGUAAACUAGAUGAGAAUGAUCUUAUAUGUGUUUUUAAAGGGGUUUUUUUUGUUAACAUGGUGCAUCCUUGAUUAAACUGCACAGACUGUAAUGCGACACAUUACCACACACACACACACACACACACUACCACACGCACACUACCACACGCACGCACACACACACUACCACACCACACACACUACCACACACACGCUCUCUGUCCUCAUCUCAACUGUGUUAUGAGGCUCAGGCCAAAUCCUGACCAACCAGCAGGGGAGUAUUUCAAGAGCACAGUGAAGUGCCAACUAGUGUUGCACCGAUACCAUUUUUUGGCCCCGAUACCUGGCUGUGCAGUAUCGUCCGAUACCGAUACCACCCUAUUUGAAAUGUAUAUAUAUAUGAAGGGCUGUAGUGCAUACUACUUGGAUGUAAAGUCAUUGCAUGGCUUUGUCAGGCUGCUGCCUACCUUUGUGAAACAGGAAAAAGACAAUACAAAGUGAAUCCAGCUAAACUUUUUAUACUUUUUAAAUACCUCUAUGAAAUAACUAAUUUCAAGGCUGUUUAAGUGUCAUACAAGCACCUGUAAAUGAUAUCGGUGCCCUAUUUGUUGGUACUCGCCGAUACCGAUCCCACCAUUCUAGUACCGAUCCACCGAUACUGGUAUCGGUAUCGGUGCAACACUAGUGAUAAACCUGGCUACGCUAACCUACAGGAAGAGGUAAAUCUGCUAAUAUAAAUUGUCCACAUGUGUCAUUUAGCUAAAAAGUACUCCAGGAGUGCUUUACAAUAUGCGACCUUGCCUCCUCCACUUGCGCUCGUCUCCUCGUCCCGCCUCCUGGCCCCUCCUCCGGGGAGAAAAUGAUAAAGUUUCCCAGGUGUCAGCCUAGCCACAACAACUUUUGAGGGACUGUUUUUCAUUCACGAUCCCUAUUGCAAAUGAGAAAAAGACUCUACAAUUGAGCUUUUGCAAGAUAUUGAAAUGUAAUGCUGUUGUCAGUGAUGUCAUCAUGACGAGAAGCAAGUGGAGGAGGCAAGUGGAGGAGGCAAGGUCACAUAUUGCGACGCACUGCAGGCCUCUCUAUUAGAUGAUUUACCCCUACCUCACGGUGGUUUACUACUUCGCCAGGUUCUUAUUAUACUCCUCAUAUGACCCAAACGUGCCUUAAUAUUGUCCACACAUUUAUAUACAGGUUAUGUUGCUAAAACUCUUGUUUUAGUAGGAAAACAAACAGUGGCUGAUUUCAUGUUCUUUUUUUCUUUCUUUUUGUUUCUUGUGACCAAUGUGAUGUUUAAUUUAUAAUUCUGGGAAGCCUAUUUAUGUUGUAGAGUUUUAGGUUCUGUGGUUUAACACUAGAAAUGGCUAACAUCACUUGAAUAAUUAUGUACGAGGUUGAUAUGUGGAACGUCUGCAUGUUGACCAAAAGUUGGAUGUUUUUAGAAACCGUUUCAAGCUUCUUUUAGAUUUAUGUGAUGUACCUCAGCAUGUGACCAAACACAUAAGAAGGGCUAAAACUCAAACUGACUUUCUUUUUUUUUUUUAAAUAGCAUACCAAAAUUCAAUAUUUAGUUCAUUUUAAAUUCAGAUGACCUGUGUUCCUGUUGUCUUGUCCCGUCUGAUCUCCUGUUAAAACCUCCAGUGCCUGCAGCAGAGUAGAGUGGCUACUUAUUACCCAAGUCUUCCCCUUCUGCAGCGCAGCUCUUUUCUUUGGGUCUCCAUGGGAGCCUGUAGAAGGCCUCUGGACUGCAGCGUUAUGUGUGCAGUCUGGCACCAGCUGAGUCUAGAGAAGGGAUUCUCAAAGUGUGGUCCGGGGACCACUGGUGCUCUCAGGUGGUCCACGAGGGGAUGUAUACUUUUCCAAGACAAGCUAGCAGUAGGCUAUAUUUGUAACAUUACAUAGCUAAGCGUAGCUGAAGUCUUAUUUUCACCACAAUAAGACAGGCUUGUAAUGUGAAUAAAAAGUAAGUGAUCUGCAUCGCAAUUAGCAGUGUCUAAUUGGGAUCGCUCGACUAUUAAUUCAGUUGACAGGCGGUCCCUGAAUAUUGUUUUGGCGGACAAAGUGGUCCUUGGUCUGAAGAUGUUUGAGAAUCACUGAUCUAGUUGAGCUGGUCCCGAAGCCAUUCUUACUCAGCAGAAACAUGAUGCCUUAACGGCAGUAGUGACCAAAUGUCGAGUGCUUUCAGCACAACCUAAAGGGAACUCUAUAUGUUUGGUGAUGACAGUAUAUGUGGUGUCUUGAGACUGUUUUUUAAUGUCUGCUCUGCUUGUAAACGGGAGCCAUAAUGAAACACUAAUGGAUGUUGUGUUUGGUCAACCAGCCUGUUCAUAAUGAAACACUAAUGGAUGUUGUGUUUGGUCAACCAGCCUGCUGAGAGGACGGAAGGGAAUGGCAGUGGACAGCUUCAGUCUUGAAAAGAACACUAUGUGAAAUGAGGAAACUUAUUGCUGACACUACAGGGAUUGUUUGACUUCAACUUCACCGUUUAAAAUACUGGAACAUGGACUCCACAAAUAAACAUGCCAACUAUGUGA